UUAUUUAUCCUAGUUUAAUGCUAGCACCUCAGGCAAACAAUUAUGUCUUUAGCGCCAUUUCUAAUUUGUUGUCUCGCCGUUGGUGCAACAAUGUCACAAAAAGUAGGUGUUAUGAAAGUAGGCGGGGCGAGAUUUGCCAGAGAGAGAAAGAGAGAGAGAGAGCAGUCAAACAGUGGUGUUGCCGGGCGCUGCUUUCAAACUUUAACUUUCCUUUCAGCGUGGCUCACAUGUGGACUAAUCCACCCGAGAACACGACCGUGGGAAGAGUGCUUUGGUGAGAAUAUUCUGACCACCCUUGCCCUCCAAAUGAAACCAAGACUGCCCAGCUGCCUUUUUGAACAUCUGGGAGCCGUUUAGAUUCCCUCCAGUGACUCAUCCAUCAACUUAAGCAUGGCCUGCGACGGGCUGUACCCCAACGUCACAUGCAACGAGAGCCUCACGGUGAAAGGCGACAGCAAUCCGGCCACGAGUAUCAUCAUGUUCCUGGCCGGCGUGGUGGGGAACCUCUUGGCGCUCUUCAUCCUGGGCGUUCACCGCAAAGAGCAUCGCUCCAGGUCGUCCGUCUUCUCCAUCCUGGUGACGGGGCUCGCCCUCACCGACCUGCUGGGCACUUGUCUCCUCAGCCCGUCCGUCUUCAUCUGCUACGCCCGCAACGUGUCCCUCAUCGGCCUGGGCGACGAGAGCCUGUGCCAGCUCUUCGGCUUCGCCAUGAGCUUCUUCGGCCUGGCGCCCACCCUCAUCCUCUGCGCCAUGGCGGUGGAGCGUUGCCUGGCCAUCAGCCAUCCCUACUUUUACUCGGUGCACAUCCGCCAAAGCUUCGCCAAGGUGACGCUGGUCGCCGUUUAUCUCUUUUCCCUGGCCUUCUGCCUUCUGCCGUUCGUCGGCAUCGGCAAGUUCAGGCAGUACUGCCCGGGGACGUGGUGCUUCAUCGACAUGGACGCCACGGGGGACGCCGAGCGGGUGCAGGCUUUCUCGCUGACGUACUCCUCGCUCAUGGCGCUGAUCAUCCUGGCCGUGUUCGCCUGCAACGGCUCGGUCAUCGCCAGCCUCUGUCAGAUGCACCGCAGCCACUUGAUACGGCGAGGCUCGGCCUGCUCCGCCGGCAGGAAGAGAAAGCUGAGCCUGGCGUUGUUCGGAUGGGGUGAGGAGGAGCUGGACCACCUGGUGCUCCUGGCGCUCAUCACCGUCAUCUUCGCCGUCUGCUCGCUGCCACUCACGAUCGCCGGCUUCAUCAACGCCAUCCACCCGUUUUGCGGCGACAACGAGAACCUGGCGGCCUUCCGCUUCUACGCCUUCAACCCCAUCGUGGAUCCCUGGGUGUUCAUCAUCUGCCGCAAAUCCGUCCUCCGACACCUGCGUUCGUUGCUGAGCUGCCGCUUCGGCCAGGGGGCCGGCGUCAAGACCCCGGCUCACUGCUCAUCCGCCCCCUUGCCCCUGGAGAGCCACGUGAUCCAGUACAAACCUCCGGAAGGGACGGAAAGCAGCUUCUACUCAGGUGUGCCCUCGUCACCCACUACAUGAUGUUCUCGAUUGCGCGUGUGGCGAAACGCCAAGAAAUAAACUCGGACAUCUCCAAACCUGCACUGUUGUCAUAAAGGCACAUUGACUCUUGAUUAGAGAUUCCACACCAUCUUUUAUUGACUGACUUGUCACAAGGUGAGACGUCUCUCGGAAAUUA
This is a messenger RNA of Syngnathus acus (greater pipefish), 1678 nucleotides long. RefSeq names its product prostaglandin I2 receptor (gene ptgir). The transcript is spliced from 3 exons. Gene Ontology annotation, molecular function: prostacyclin receptor activity; thromboxane receptor activity. Gene Ontology annotation, biological process: positive regulation of cytosolic calcium ion concentration; adenylate cyclase-activating G protein-coupled receptor signaling pathway; negative regulation of smooth muscle cell proliferation. The record is from RefSeq and is a predicted model, not a curated record. Gene Ontology annotation, cellular component: plasma membrane. The coding region runs from base 391 to 1521 and encodes 376 amino acids. Lineage: Eukaryota; Metazoa; Chordata; Actinopteri; Syngnathiformes; Syngnathidae.